Molecule: messenger RNA, 861 nt
Organism: Caenorhabditis elegans
Lineage: Eukaryota; Metazoa; Nematoda; Chromadorea; Rhabditida; Rhabditidae
Gene: srbc-66
Product: Serpentine Receptor, class BC (Class B-like)
Exons: 3
Coding region: 1-861 (286 amino acids)
Source: RefSeq, marked reviewed
AUGUCAGCCAUUACUAUAACUUGUAAUUCUUUAUCAAUUUUAUUUCCCAUAAUAACGUGCUCGAUAAACUGUUAUUUAAUUUAUUCGAUUUUUUAUUCGAAGCGCAUAACUUGGAAAUCUGAAUUUUCACUGAUUUACACGAGAUUUGCAAUUGAUAUUGUCUAUACUUUUUUUGUCCCCCAUAACAAGAUCUACUAUGUCCUACGUCAAAUAUCCGACAUAUUCGUGAUGAAAAAUCUGACAUUCUACUUGGUUUGGCCUACAAUCCCCCUCGGCGCUAUCCGAGCGACCCUGGUUCUCCUGAUAACUCUCGAUCGAGUUGUCGCCUCGUUUUUCCCAAUCUUCUACCACAACCAUCGACGCCGAAUCCCGAUUCUUGCGGUCAUCUCUUGUGUUAUUACAUUUGGACUCUCCGACCAUAUUGUGCUCUUUGAGUACUGUAAGUACACGGUAGAUGUCCCCUUGGCUUGUGAUAACUUUAAUUGUGUUAUUAACCAGUGUUUUUUUAACUACUGGUCGUUACGAGACCAGGUUCAAUAUUUUAUUAUCGGAGUUUUGUCAGUGCUUCUUUGCUUUCGUCUUUUUAUCUGGAAUAACUAUGUGGCGAUUCAUGCGAAUCAGGUUUUGUCUAGAGCCACUCGAAUUGCACUUCUCGACUCGGUUAUCAUAUUUUCCUUCAGCAUCAUCCCUUCAUUUAUAUUUGAGCUUCUCCCUACACUAAGUUUUGCGUCCGUCGGCCCGUGGACUAUAGUUUUUAAACACGCUGGAUUUAUGAUCGAGUCUUUAAUUGUGUGCAGACUAUUGUUUAGUGAGAAAGUUGGCAGGUUGGUUAGACGUUCAACAGUUAUUACUACAUAUUAA